AUGGAUAGUUACCGUUUAGAUGUCAAGAGUGGAAUAAGACAAUUAAAAUUAAAACUUCUAAACUACGAAGCUAUACUCCAAAAGUUAGCAGAAAUGAGAAGACUUUACCAGAGCUACUUACAUGUAAGGGACUUACCUUCAAGCAGUCCGACCAAAGAUGAAUUUUCUGACAUUGUCCCAAUUUUGUCCGAAAGUCAGCUCAGAUGUUUUGAACUGCUCCCAACAUAUCCAGAAUAUGAACGUUUGCCUGAACUCUUCCGCAAUCUCAAAAAACGUUUUUUGGUUCUCAUGUUCGAAACUUUUAUCGGAAGAGACAACAAACGUUCAGAAGAAGAACAAGAUAUUAUUUUAAACUUGUUGUAUGACAUAACUGUCAUAACAAGCUUUUUGAAGUAA
Molecule: messenger RNA, 396 nt
Organism: Trichomonas vaginalis G3
Lineage: Eukaryota; Parabasalia; Trichomonadida; Trichomonadidae
Exons: 1
Coding region: 1-396 (131 amino acids)
Source: RefSeq, a predicted model, not a curated record